Molecule: messenger RNA, 1760 nt
Organism: Colletotrichum destructivum
Lineage: Eukaryota; Fungi; Ascomycota; Sordariomycetes; Glomerellales; Glomerellaceae
Product: Putative RTA-like protein
Exons: 3
Coding region: 419-1420 (333 amino acids)
Cellular component (GO): membrane
Source: RefSeq, a predicted model, not a curated record
UCUGCCUUAGUGCAAGGGGGAAGAGCUAUUCUGGGCGUGUUUCUGCUGCUUCACAACAACCAGUUCCACGUAUGCAAACACGAAGAGACGAAGAAAAGAAAAUAGGGGAUUGCCAAAAAUGGGCUGGCAAGAGUUGCUUAUAAGUCAUGUCUGGGUCUGUCGACUGUCUACGGGUUGAAGAUGAGGGACGGCAUUCAAACUUCGUAACUAUCCAUUGUUCACCCACGCUCUUUACAUUAAACCCAAGGCACCCAAGACACCAUCGACCUGGAUGAUAAAGCUUAUCUACAACUGAGGCCAAGAUCAAAUCUGUGAUCGACAAUACCUGCUCGAGUCAACACAACGGCUGCCGCGUUGCGCCAAGAAGCGACGCCCACAAUCUCUAUCUACUCUUCACCCCGCUCCAGUCUCUUCCGCCAUGGCCGACAACAGCACAACGACGGAGGGCGCCUCUGCCGGGUUCACCUUCUAUCACUAUGACCCGUCCAUGGUGGCGGCGACCGUCUUCAUCAUCGUGUUCGGAGUCUCGGGCAUACUGCACAUCUGGCAACUGUGCCGGCGCCGGACAUGGUAUUUUAUUCCCUUCGUCAUCGGUUGCGUUUUCGAAGCAGUCGGUUACGUAGGCCGAUCCAUGUCGGCAGCAGAAGCACCCGAUUACACCAAGAACCCCUACAUCAUCCAGUCGAUCCUCCUGCUGCUCGGACCGGCGCUGUUCGCCGCGUCCAUCUACAUGGUGCUGGGCCGGUUGAUAAACCUCCUCGACGCCGGCCACCACUCAUUGAUCAGACCGAAAUGGCUGACCAAGGUCUUUGUGCUUGGCGACGUCUUGUCCUUCUUCGCCCAGAGCGGAGGUGGCGGCAUGCUCGCAACGGCCAAGGACCGCGACUCGGUCAAGAAGGGCGAGAACAUCAUCGUUGGCGGCCUCGGCAUCCAGAUUCUGUUCUUCGGCUUCUUCAUGAUCGUCACCCUCGUCUUCCACAUCCGCCUCGCCCGCAACCCGACGCCCAAGACCCACACGGUCCAGACGCCCUGGAAGGGCCUCCUCUGGGUCCUGUACGGCAGCAGUCUGCUGAUCAUGGUCCGCUCGCUGUUCCGCGUCGCCGAGUACGUCGAGGGCAAGGAGGGCGAGCUGCAGUCCAAGGAGAUGUACAUCUACAUCUUCGACGCGCUGCUCAUGGGCAUCACGUCCUUGCUCUUCAACUGGUUCCACCCGAGCCGCGUCAUUAACGCCGAAGCGACCGGCCUGAAGCAGGUGACGAGCUCCGAGGUGCUCAACGAGGGCUACCUGAUGGAGAGCGGACAGUACCCCAACCCGCACCAGCAGUACCCGCCGCAGCACCAGCAGCAGCAGCAUUACCCCCAGAACGAGCGGUACGAACCUUACCAGGGAGCCGGCGGCCAGCAGGGCUUUCGCAGGUGAAGAGACCCGAGAAACGAGGAACGAGUUGGCUGAGCCGCCCGCGAUGUCUCAGAGACCGAGCGAAGAGAGUUGGAGAGACUGGGCUUACGAGCCGUAGAGCUGGGCGCGACGAUAAUAUCCCUUGAUAGGCAGGCGGUUGUUUCUUUUGUUUUUGAGCCGAUAUUUGUACCAGUCAAAUCGGAUCAUGGUCGAUUAGGCAUUUGGCACAGGAGCGUCGGUUUGGAUUCCAUGCUUUAGAUGAACACGAUGAAAUUUUGUACAUUACACACAAUGAGCUUCGUUAGAAGAUCUCUAGAAACAGUCAAGUUGACUUGGACACAAGAAUUGACUUAGAUUCCUG